AUGUCUAGUUUUGUCAAGAUUCUCGCACUUGUGCCUUUGGCACUAGCUGCCAGCCCGGUCAUGAUGGUCUCUAAUCAGGCCAUGGUUUUCAAAGAGAACGACUUUGCAAUGAAUGCCGGCCGACAAGGAUUACUCGUUCCGUCUGAUGGAAAUUGCAUGAAUUUGGACAAAAUGUCCGAGUAUUUUGUUAACCAAAGUAUUAGCCGCAUGAAUGUUGGAUCAGUAUAUGUCCCAUGUUCAUCCGAGGCCAAGCAAGACAUGAUGUGCUCAAUGUACCUCGACAACUCUUGCAACAAUGAGCUAUUCACAUUCACCCGACCCCAUGCGAAUUUGCUCAGACAAGCUAUUGGCGAUGGCGGUAGCGUUGGCAAACAUGUCAGAAGCAUUAAAUGCAUGACGGUACAUUCCCCUGCCGAUAGACAAGGACAUAUCUUCUCAAGUGAUCAUGUGUCCACCAAGAGUCCAAGCAGCUGCCCCAAUGACAGAUGUUCCGGUGGAAUGAACUGUCAAUCAACCCACCCAGAUUAUGGCAUGUACUGCUCUUCAAGCUCCAUGACCUGCCAGCGAACUUCUGUAACUGGCGCCCUUUGCAAGGAGGACGGCCAAUGUGUCGCGGGUCAUUGUCAGAGUGGAAUGUGCAUAGCUGCCGCAGAGAACCUGCGUUGUGUGCGGGGCUCUGUUUGUCCUUCUGGCAUGCAGUGUCGUCCUACCCGUGUUCUGAAUUCGCUUGGAACUUCCAUGGUCGAAAUGGUCUGUAUGAAAGAUGAGGAUGUUCGCGGUAUGCAGUGCUCUGCUGAAAAGCCUUGCGCCGAGCGUAUGUCGUGCAGCCUUCAACAUGAGACUAACGUGUACUGUGAGUGGGAUGAUACUUGUGCACUGAAUAAUAUGGGUUGUGUAUCGGGCAGCCAAUGUUGCUCUGGAGUUUGCAGGACCAAUUUAUGCCAGUGA
Molecule: messenger RNA, 948 nt
Organism: Penicillium verrucosum
Lineage: Eukaryota; Fungi; Ascomycota; Eurotiomycetes; Eurotiales; Aspergillaceae
Exons: 4
Coding region: 1-948 (315 amino acids)
Source: RefSeq, a predicted model, not a curated record